UCUUUGUGUAGACAACCACAAGGCCUAUUCUGCGCAGCAGAGUGUCUGUGAGCACCACAGAACAAGGGACCCAGCGGGAUGAUUUUCCUGAUGCACACCAGCUUCCAAGGAGACGGCUGCGUCUGAGGUUUGCGAAGAGUCCUCCUCGUGAAGACAGUAAGGAGAUCCACAAACUUGAUGUCAGGAAAUCACCACGUCUUGCCAAGCGGCUGAAUCCAUACUCAACGGUCAGCACCGAUUCCGAUUGGCAGGAACGCAGUGGAACUAAGACAGAGGUGCAGGUGGAUGAGAGCUGUGAGCCAGCAGUGGUUAAACAGAAUGACACACAAAGUCCAAAGAACAAAGAGGAGACGGGGACAAACAAAGUUAAUGAAGAAAACCUGGAAAUGGUGAUGGAUGAGCUUCCAAGGAGACGGCUGCGUCAGAGGUUUGCGAAGAGUCCUCCUCGUGUAGACAGUAAGGCGAUCCAGAAACCUGAUGUCAGGAAAUCACUACGUCUUGCCAAGCUGCUGAAUCCAUACUCGACAGACAGCACUGAUUCCGAUUGGCAGGGACGCAGUGGCACUGAGCCAGAGGUGCAGGUGGAUGAGAGCUGUGAGCCAGCAGUGGUUAAACAGAAUGACACACAAAGUCCAAAGAACAAAGAGGAGACGGAGACAAACAAAGUUACUGAAGAAAACCUGGAAAUGGUGAUGGAUGAGGGUGACGUUUCACGGCAAUCACCGCGUGUCACUGACAGUGGCCCUGUGCCUGAGUGCGAGUCUUGGUCAGCAAACGCCACCUACAACAACGAGCUGGACAGUGAAAGUAACGCGGAUGCUGCCACAGGCACAGACUCCAAGACGAGCUUCCCCGAGAAGGAAAUCCAGACUGUGAUUUGGAAAAUCGUCAUCGGAGCUGAGGAGCAAUUGAAAGCCAAAGCCUCAGAAACAAAAUUGCUGCGAGAUGCCUCCCCCAGGAAGACUGGGCCUGCCGAUUCCCCCAGGGUGACUGGGCCUGCAGCCUCCCCCAGGAAGACUGGGCCUGCCGAUUCCCCCAGGGUGACUGGGCCUGCCGAUUCCCCCAGGGCGACUGGGCCUGCAGCCUCCCCCAGGAAGACUGGGCCUGCCGAUUCCCCCAGGGUGCAUGGAUCUGCCGAUUCCCCCAGGGUGACUGGGCCUGCAGCCUCCCCCAGGAAGACUGGGCCUGCCGAUUCCCCCAGGGUGACUGGGCCUGCAGCCUCCCCCAGGAAGACUGGGCCUGCCGAUUCCCCCAGGGUGCAUGGAUCUGCCGAAGACCCCAGCGUGACUGGGCCUGCCGAUUCCCCCAGGGUGACUGGGCCUGCAGCCUCCCCCAGGAAGACUGGGCCUGCCGAUUCCCCCAGGAAGACUGGGCCUGCCGAUUCCCCCAGGGUGCAUGGAUCUGCCAAUUCCCCCAGGGUGACUGGGCCUGCGGCCUCCCCCAGGGCAACUGGGACCACAGCCGCCAACAGGAAGUCCCUGGAUACUGUUGGCAAAGGAACAUCUCUAAUCAAAACUUGGAAUUUCAGGAGUAAAAAUCAUAAAUCGGAUGAUGCACUAUCAAACGUUAACGAUGAAAAUGAGGCAGAACCUCUGACUGCAAGUGUAGGAGACUUGGAGGGAAUGGAACUGAAAAUGCAGACAAUUGAGAAGGCUGAGGUAAAGGAGGAAGAUAAGGUCAUCGAAGAAGCAAAUGAGCAGGCGACCGAAAUUCCAGUAGAGCUGAGCGGAGAAACAAAAGAGAAUCACGUGAGAAAACACAAGGAGAUAACCAAAUCAGGGCAUCACCUGAUUGUGAGUAACCUGGAUUCCUCAAAGAGCUUUGGUGAGCUGCAAAUUGCCAUCAUCAGCUUCUUCGUGCGGAAAAGAUUGUCGGUCACUUCAAUUGGGAUCAUGAAAUCCAGAAAACGUGGCCGCGUAACAUUUCUCACCAAAGACGAUCUAAACCAAGCGUUGCGGAAUAAUGGCGAGGAAUUGUUGGGCCACGCCUUGCGGUUGCAUCGACCAGAGAAGAUUCAGGGACCUUUGACAACUGCCCCUGGGAAGAAACAAAUGCCAAUGGAAUUGGACCAAGGCUCCGCGAUUCGGACAAAGAAGAAAAGACAUAAGUCGUCAGUUUUAUUUAACACGAGCAGGAGGUGUUCAGCAUGUCUCAUAAAGAAGAGAAUCUCACGAGUGGCUGCAACUAAGAAAAGCAGGAAGAUUUCUGCAUCUCCAAUCACGACGAAAACAAUGACACAAGGAGAGAAAAGAGAAGAGGAAAGAUCCCCUGUUCCUCCGUCUCAGCAGAAGAAAAGAAAACUGGACGAAGAAGUGCUUUUAGAUGAGAGAAAGGACAAAGCAGCUGGGCUUGCGAAGAAAAAGAAGAAAAAAAUGGAAAAAGCUGCAUUGAAGGAGGAAAGAGAAGAAGAGAAAGAGGACGCUGUCCCUCCACCAAAGAAGAAAAAGAAGAAACAUCAGGAGAAAGGUUCUUCUGCCGAAGAUCUUUUCAACGAAGAAAGGGAAGAAGUGAAAACGGCCGCUGCCUUGCCACCAAUGAAGAAAAAGAAGAACAUUCUGGAGAAUGUUGCUGUAAACGGGGAAAGAGAAGCGGUGGAAGACCGUGUUGAACUGCGAAAGCCGGAGAUAAAGAAACACCAAAAUAAAACUUCCUGGUGUCUCCUUCUGCAGAAAAUUGGAUUUCAGGCAAAAAAAUCAAAGAUGAAGGCAGCCAUUGGAAAUUUUCUAAAUGGAAGUUCACUGAGCUACAAGAAGAUUGUGCUCUACCCUUCCAGGUGCUCCGCCUACGUUGAGCUGUGCUGUAAAGAGGAUCUGAACAAGGCAUUCGAACUGGACGCACGCAAAAUCUUUGGGCAAGCAGUGAAGCUGAACAAAGUGGAGAAGCUAGGAACACUGAAGGAAGGUGAUUGCAGGACGCUCUGCAUUAAAAGUCUUCCAAGUGAAGUCUCUGCCAAGAACCUGAAAAAACAGUUGGAGCAAGUUGCCGGUAUUUGGAUACAGGAGAAUCAGAAAAACAGCAAGAGGUCUGCCUUAGUUGCGUUUAAGACCGGUGAAGAUGCGGAUGAUGCCCUCAGUAAAUGUGAAAUUGAAUGCAAGGGAAAUCCAAUUCGAUUGCAACCUGUGCAUCAGAAGAACAAAGAGAAAAAGAAGAUUCUUAAAGUGACAAAUCUUUGUCCGUUGAGCAAGACCUUUCUAAAAUCUCUGUUCACCGAUGCUGAGAAUGUCCGGAUUGUUAAAGAAAAUGUUGGCCAGUCACAAGGGAUUGCUUACGUAGAAUACAGGACAGCCAAGCAGGCCAAGGUGGCUCUCAAACAGUUCCAAGGCAAGGGGGUUCAGGGCCAGGCGAUUCGAAUUGCCUCUCCACCAGAGGGAGAAGAGAGGCCAGGGAAGAGACUGCUUCGAGAGGUAAAGAAAAAGAGGCAUGAAAGGAAAAAUGCUGACACGAAAAAGAAAGGGAGCCCAGGAAGGCGACUCCACGAAAAGAAGAAAAAGAGUAAAAGAUGCAAGAGUGAUCUAUCGCGUACGUACCUGCGGGAUUACGUGGCCUCGUGCUUGUUUAUUAAAUGUGCGUCUAAAAUAUGCCCAUGAUGGAAGGAAGAUAGAAGAAAACUAUAAUCAAUGGUCAAAUUACAAUUCUGUGGUCCCGAAUCUGUGACAUUUUGUGUUUUGGCAGCUGGAAUUCCCCCCUCCCCCCGGCUACCCUGAUAUUUUUGAUAUUCAAUUGAAAUCCAAAAUGAAAAUUCUUCUGAAUCUGAUAUCAUGUUAUUACAUUCCCGUGUUUUUAAUACAUCAAUGGAUGUAUGGCAUGCCCAAGUUUUUAAAUCUGUGUUGUGUCCUAAACUGCCUUAUUUGCAGCUUGUCCUCCAGUUAUGAAAGGAUGUGUGUUCUUGGAAAAUAUUUUCACUGAAAUUUCAUAAUUUUAAAUGGCUGGGAGCAAAAUGUACUAUGGCAUUUUAAAUGCAGUGAAUCCCUGGUGUCGGGAGAGCGUAACGCUAUUAAUUAGAGGAAAUGGCUUCUUAAAUCAGCAUUAUGGUGAGAAUUUGUAAAUUGAGUAUUCCCUGUGCUGGAGGAACUCAGCGGGUUAGGUGGUAUCAGUGGAGGGACAUGGGCAAAUGACUUCAGUCCUGAACCAAAACUCCCACCCUCACCAGAUUCUGCCUGAGCCACUAAGUUCUUCCAGCAGGUACAGGGUUUCGGCCCGAAACGUUGCCUAUUUCCUUCGCUCCAUAGAUGCUGCUGCACCCGCUGAGUUUCUCCAGCAUUUUUGUCUACCUUCGAU
This is a messenger RNA of Amblyraja radiata (thorny skate), 4278 nucleotides long. RefSeq lists its product as uncharacterized. Gene Ontology annotation, molecular function: mRNA binding. Lineage: Eukaryota; Metazoa; Chordata; Chondrichthyes; Rajiformes; Rajidae. The transcript is spliced from 29 exons. Bases 387 to 3587 code for a protein of 1066 amino acids. The record is from RefSeq and is a predicted model, not a curated record. Gene Ontology annotation, cellular component: nucleus; cytoplasm.